Molecule: messenger RNA, 9364 nt
Organism: Tachysurus fulvidraco (yellow catfish)
Lineage: Eukaryota; Metazoa; Chordata; Actinopteri; Siluriformes; Bagridae
Gene: arhgef4
Product: Rho guanine nucleotide exchange factor (GEF) 4
Exons: 15
Coding region: 422-8599 (2725 amino acids)
Biological process (GO): intracellular signal transduction
Molecular function (GO): guanyl-nucleotide exchange factor activity; protein binding
Source: RefSeq, a predicted model, not a curated record
ACACCCUGUUCUCCUCACGCUGGGCCUCCUCACAGGAUUAGUGUAUUGUGUAAUUCAGUGAUUCAAUACGACUAGAAGAGAAACAGCCGAAGAGUCGCAUUAUUGUGAACUCUGUUUGUCUGUCUGUCUCUCUCUUCUCCUCUGUCUCCCUCUCUCUGUCUGUCUCUCUCUUCUCCUCUGUCUCCCUCUCUCUGUCUGUCUCUCUCUUCUCCCCUCUCUCUGUCUGUCUAUCUGGCUGUCUCUCUCUUCUCCUCUGUCUCCCUCUCUCUGUCUGUCUCUCUUUCUUUCUGUAAUGUAAUAACAACAGCAUGCAUCAGCAGGCCGGAUAGAGCAAAGUAUACUCUCUCCAUCUGAGAGAGAGAGAGAGAGAGAGAGAGAGAGAGAGAGAGAGAGAGAGAGAAGGACAGGAGAAACUCUCACCAUGUUGAGUGUGAUUUGUUUCAUUCGCAGCUUUUUUGAGACUCCAGCUGUCGAGGACUUUGCUGCACGUUCUGAUCAUCCAGAAGAUGUCGACUGUCACCAGGAGAAGAGCUCAGAAGGUCGAGACCCUCAGAGUGAAGCAGCACUGGAAGAAGCUCAGGACAUGAUGGAGGAGUAUUUUGAGCAUGUCUCAUGGCACAGCGACGUUUCCUCAGAUUAUGUUGGAGAUCAUGAAAACGUUUCUGCUCCUGAACUCUCCCCUGACCUCAGAGACCAGGACUCAGGAGGUCAGCAUGAGCUUGUUGUUGGUCCACAGGUCAAAUCUGAUGGAGAGGAACUGACUGUGGUGUCGGGACGCGAGUGCGGUGUGAUGAGUCUCAACUCAGCUUCAGGAUGUGAAGCUCUGAAGGAAGCUGGACCUCCUCCUUCCUCACAUACGGACAUGUUUGAGGCACCAAACUUAGAGUCACAGCUUUUAAUGAUUUCUAAGGAACUCGUGGUACCAGUGGAAAACAGCUGCAGUGCAGUGAUCUUACAUAAUUCAAGGCUUGAUGAAGCUGCAACUCCAUCACCAUCUAAAGAAGCUGGACUUCUGCCCCCCCUGCAGCCCCAUACAGCAUCAGAAGACUUGACAGAUCCAGAUGUAGUGGUUAUGUCUUCUUCUAAGUGCCUCAGACAGCUGGACUCUUCUUAUACAGAGAGAAAGGAUGAUGUUCUUGACAUAAACACUGGUGAAGAGGAACUCCUGGCACUAUUAUCCAGUGACUCCAGGGGAAAGUUCUCUGAUGAUUCAGGGCAUCGUUCAUCUCUUGAGAUCAUGUCACAUAUCGCUGGACCUUCUUCCAUUUUUCAGACUAAGUCUGAAGAAACCCUGACACUGACUGAGGGAAGUAAAAUAUUGCCUCAGUUAGAACCAAACCCUUAUUUAAGCACAGAUCACAGGAAAUGUUCUUCUCCUAAAUGCUCUCCUGACCACAGAACUCCUGAUUCAGUGGUUGAAGAAGUUCUAUAUGGUUCAUCCCAUGAAGCAGGUGGGCUUCCUUCCAUCUCUCCGGCUGACGUAUCUCUCUCAGAUUUGACAGGUUCACAGCUUUCUUCUGUUCCUGAAAAGAACCCUAAGCUGGUCUACAGAAGUUCCUCAGCACCAGAGUUAAUCACCACUUCAGACAUUACUGUAGCGAGCAGUCACAGAGACUUUGGUGUAAACUACAGGAUCAUUUAUUCUGCUAAAAGUUCUCCUGAACUCAGAAACCUGAACUCUUCUCAUUCUGAAGGAAAGCACAAUGGUCUGGAGCUGAAGAUGGAUGGAGAGCAACUGAUGGUGAACGACUGCAAUGGAAUAACUUCAGGUGAUCUUCAGAACACAGAAAUUGCUAAUGGAUUAUCUCCUGAGGAUGCUGGACUUCCUUCCAUCUCUCAAACCAGCAGGUCUGAUACAGAUUCAAACAAUUCGCACCUUUUCCCAGCUUUAACAGACAUAACAACACACGCUGACCAACGUGAAGCAGAACCCAGCUUAGAGAACUCUUCUGAUUUUGAUGGUGUGAACUUCUCUUCUCCUAAACACUUUACUGACCACAGAAACCUGGAUUUUUCUUAUUCAGAAGUACAGAAGAACGGUCUGGAGAUGAACAUGGAACUUAUGGAACCCCUGCAAGAUGAUUCAAAUGCAAUGAUGUUCGAUCAUUCAGAGUGUGAGGAAGUUUUAAACAUUUCAUCUCAUAAGGAAACUGAUUGUUCUUCCAUCUCACAAGCCUCCAUGACAGCUUCUAAUGAGACACUGAGUGAUAGAAGUGAAGCAGCACCUCAGUUAGGCAACACUCCAGAUUUAGGUGUUACGAUCAUUUCUCAUCCUGAACACUCUCCCGUCUUUGCAAGCAUGGAGUCUUCACGAUUAGACAAACAUGCUGAUGGUCUGAAGAUGAACACAGAUGGAGAUCAAGUCAUGGAACCACUGGGAAAGAAGUGUGGUGUAAUGUUUCUUGAUGAUGAUGAUGAUGAUGAUGAUGAUGAUUUUCCAUCUAUUAAGAUCCUCUCCAUGGAAGCUGGACCACCUACUAAGGCUAGCACAUCCAACCCAGAUGUUAGUGAUUCACAACUUUGUCCACUUUCCAUAGAGACACCUGAACUCACCUACAGAAGUGAAGCAGCUCCUGAGUUAGAGAAAAACUCUAAUUUAGUUCCUGCAAGCAAAGAUCAAGCGGAUUAUUGUUCUCCUAAAUGUGCUCCUGAUCUUAGAAACCUGGAAAACAUGGAGUCAUCUCAUGCUGAAAUAAAGAAUGAUGGUCAGCAGAUGAAUGGUGACGGAGCACAACUGAAGUUACCAUUGGAAAAUUGCACAGAAGAGAUCAGUGCUGUGAUUUUAGAUGAUUUAGGAGAUAACAAAGCUGCACCUUGGCCAUCUCUUGAAGAAGCAGGACUUCUUCCCACUUUGCACAGACACGGACCAUCAAACGACCAUCAAAAGACAGAUUUAGAACUUUUUAUGACUGAAGUAAAUGAUUCACUUAUGUGUAUUGACCAAAGUGACAUAGCAGCCCAGUUAGAUCACACACCAGAAGCAGGUCUUCCAAGCAAAGAUCUUGAAGAACAUUUUUUUCCUGACCACAAAAAUCUGGACUUGUUUCAUUUCGGAGUAACACAUGAUGAUGGUAUUCAGUUAAAAACAGACCCAGAAGCUGGACUUCCGUUCAUCUCCCACACCAGAAGGUCUUACACAGAUCUGAUUACUGACCAAACUAAAACUGUGGCCAGGUUAGACAUCAGUUCUGAUGCAGCUGAUAAAUGUGAAGAUCAACUUACUGUUGCUUCGUCUCAGAGUUCUCCUGACCUCACAACUCUGGACUCGUAUCAUUCUGAAGGAAAGAACAAAGGUCUGGAGUUGAGCAUGGAUGAAGAGCAACUCGUGAGACCACCGGCUAAAGACUGCAAUGUCGUAACUUCAGAUGAUCUCCAGAGCACAGAAAUUAAUAAUGAAUUAUCUUCUGAAGAAGCUGGACUUCAACCACACAGUGAUGAUCUGAAGAUGAACAAGGAUGGAGAGGAACUCAUUAUGCCCCUGAACAGUGCGAUGAGUUUAGAUGAUUCAGGGCAGGAUGAAGAUCUAAAUGGUUUAUCUCCUGAGGUGGCUGGACUUCGCUCCAUCUCCCAGGCUAGCAUGUUCAACACAGAUUUCAUUAGUUCACAAGUUCCUACAACUUUAAACCACACCCUUGCUCCAUCAGAUGUCAGCGAAGUGGAGCCUUCUUCAGAGACUGAAGCUAAUUUAACUGCUGCAAAUAGAAAUGAAACACAAUCCGAUAAUAAGCGUAAAAUGAAGAAUGAUGUUUCUGAAAUGUCACCAAUAACGAUACACACACACGUGGUAGAACCUACGGCACAGGUCGAUGGAGCUAUCUCUUCCAUAUUUGUGGAUCCAUCAGUAGAUGCUAAGAUGUUUGUGGAAACAUUCAUGGACAGAGAUCCUCGUGUUUGUCCUCGUGUUUGUCCUCGUGCCAGCUCUAAGUUUCAACCUGAAGGUGUAACGUCACUUCAGAAGGAUCAGGGACAGUUUGAACGUCCAGACAUCAACAAGGAGCCCUUAUUAGAACAUUCUUCUCCCAUUAAAGUCUGUACUUAUUAUUCAGCAGGUUCCUCAAGUCCGUCGUAUGCUAACAGAUUUAUUUCAUGGCCCAAGGUUCCAUUGAGCGAUGAACGUUCUUUGGAUUUGAAUCCUGAUCAAACUGAACAAAGGUCUAACAAUUUAAAUGAUUUAGUAAAUUUGCAGUUUGGAAAUUCUUGCAGUGUAUUAAAGGAAUUUAGUGCCAAAUCCCAGAGAGCGCAGGAGGUCAUUUAUACAGAGAGCUCUGGUUAUAUCGACUCCUAUCUGAUGACAGCUUCAACUUCAAGUGCUUCAGGAAACGUUUUAGACAGUUGUGUGGGAGAACUUCCAGCUCCAGCUGAGGUUUUCUUCAUGGAAUCAAAUCCUUUAAAUUCUGUAAGUGUCAAUAGAGACAAACUGGCUCUGAAAGAAGACCAGGGUAAAUCUGAGAAGGUAAGUGCUAAAGAGCAUGAAGUCAAGAGCAUCUCAUGUACCGGUUACUCCAGGAAGAACGAGGGUUUUGAUGCACGUCAUGGUUCAGACACGAACAAUAACACAAAGCCACACACACCUGAGACACCAGGUACAUUACAGUCUCUUACACUACAACAGGAACUCUGGAAACAUCUGCAUCCAUCCAUGAACAUCUUUUCAAAUGUAUUAAACAACACUGACAGCUUUGAUGAGAUCCCUGAACCAGUCAUGAUGGCUUCCAAAAUGGGCAUUUCAAAUCCACGUCGUGUAGAAGAUACUUUUCAGGGUACGGUACACGGUGAAGACUGCCAGUCGGAGGAAAUCGUGUCAGAUCCUACAAUCUCUCCAAACACAGAAACUCAACAUGGAUUGAAUUCACAAGCACUUUCUUUAAAUGGACGUAAAGGUCAGAACAUCCUCCAGGAGGAGAGCCGAAGUUCUUGCUUCGUCAGUGAUGCGCUAUGUAAUGUCAGGUCUAUGAAAGGAGUUUCUGAUGAGCCAGAACAUGGAGAUAUCACCACUCGUCUGAUAAACCAACAUGAUCAUAAUGGUUAUCUUCCCAAUUCCACAUGUCCUGAUCAAGACUUUAUCACCACAAACAGUGAAGAAGUUGAAAACUCUAGUCAAAGCCCAACAGAAAGCAACUCCAUCUCCACUGACAACUUCCAAAGCUUAUUAAAGAACAAGGAGACUAAGAGCAUGUCUGAAGGGAAGAGCUCAAGGUUCUCCAGGUUCACAAGAAUCCCCUCCUUCCGCAAAAGCAAGAGAGAGCACAAGAUUGGAAACAAGGUCGAGACCAAAAUAUCUCCUGCAGAUGGAGAAGAGCUCAACCAGACACCUAAUCAUAUUCUUAUUGGAGAUCACUUGGCACAAUAUGAGGAUGAAUCUAGUAAUAAUGUCUUUGGGAAAGCCCUCAGUGUAACCGGGAAUGCACCUUCUAAAUCCAGGUCUAGCUCCAAGAACACACACCAACAAAUCAAAUACAGUGAGGAAGUACAAAAUAAACCUGUACUUGAGCCCCAGAAGAAGACCAAGAGCAGUGAUAACUUCCUCGUGAGGUCUCUGUCAAGCUUGUUCGACAUCCGAACCAGUGAAAAAGACAACCAACAGGACUCCAACCUUCUGAACCAGGAUGCAAAAUCCAAGCAACCUUGGAAGAAGAUAAAACUGUCUAAAGAUACUGAGAUGCUAAAGAGAACUCUCUCUCUUCCUGGAUCAAGUGUUGCCAAGUCUAGAUGGCGCCUCCAGAGUGAAUGUGUGCCUGGGUUAACUGAGGAUCGUCUAAACCUUCAGGGAUUCCAAAGCUCCAAAGAGGAUUUGAAAAAUGCUUCAAGCCCUGAUGCAUCAGAAACAGAGCUUGCUAUGACAAGUCCACUCUCUAAUGGUCUAGAUGAAAACUCUGACCAAAGUUAUGAGAACCCCUCAGAGACACUUGUACACCCUACUGUGUUUGCUCUUGCUAAACAGUUAUCUCCUUCUCGGACAAGAUCCCUGGGUUCCUUUGAAGGACUCGAUAUGCCGGCUAGACCAGUGACUCCCAAACCACAAAAUCCUGGGGUUUGGAGCCAGAGGAGCAGCUUCCAUUCCUCCUCAAAAUCUGUUGCAGCCUCUUUGUGCUCACUGGGUGAAGGUUCAAGUUUGGAGGGACUCUCAGAUCACUCACAAAGACGAGUCGGGCAAAGAGCAGCACGUCUCGCAUCGGCUCGGUUUUUCAAUUCUGAGCAUUUACUUGAAGGUAACAGCUCAGACAACCAAUCGCAGACCAGCCUGUUGUCCAACAGCUCAGCCACUGAGUCUGAGCCUGCACCUGAUGAUGGUAAAUCAGCUCUCCAGUCAUCUUCCUCUGUUGUGCGUGUCAGAAGACGUGAUCGGCGUGUGGUGCGACCCAGACCUCUGUCUGACCUCUGCAGCUGGAGUUCACCUCUUCAGGAAAUCCGCGAAACAGCCGUCGAUCUGACCGAGGAGAGGGAUGUCAUGGAAAUGUGGUCACAGAAGAGAUCGUGUUCAGAUGAGCUGCUCGGGGAAUUCCAGGGGAAGCAGAAGAUGAAGACGAUGCUACAGAGGAGCCUCGGGAUGCUGAGAACAUCUGAGGAGCAGAAGAAUGGGCAGAUGAGACUGUCUUUAACGUCCCCACAGCAGUUGUCCUCCGUGUUUCUUAAAGACCAUUACUUCUCUCAAAGCACGCCGAUUGGACUCAACUGUCUCCACUGGCCACGCCCAGUUUCUUUCUCAGAGUCGUGUCUCAUCCGACCUUCAGCGCACACACUCGUGCCUCCGGCCGCUCUCGACACAGCCGCAGAUUCAGGACUCGUUAGGGGGGUGAAAGUGAUACGGGGGGUCAUGUCUCAUUAUUGGAGCCUAGAAAGUCUACACUCCACCAACGCCUUGGUGAUCACUGAUGGACCUCAGGAUAAAUCAGGUCUCUGUGAUGAGGUGGGCAGCGAAGACGAACUGUACAAUGACUUCCACAUCUCUGCCAAUCGCUUAGGAGGAGGAGAACAACUCGCUAUUAAUGAGCUGAUUAGCGAUGGCAGUGUGUGUGCUGAGGCUCUGUGGGAUCACGUCACCAUGGACGACCAGGAGCUGGGCUUCAAGGCCGGAGACGUCAUCGAGGUCGUGGACGCCACCAAUAAGGAGUGGUGGUGGGGACGAGUGCAGGAGAGCGAGGGAUGGUUCUCUGCCAGCUUCGUCAGGCUGCGUGUGAAUCAGGACGAGCCUCUAGAGGACGAUAUGGUCCAGGGAGCGGGGGAGGGCGGGGUCACGGAGGUGGGCGGGUCCUGUGGGCCAGGGUUACCGUGUAAAGAGCAGAUGAGGGCGAAUGUGAUUAAUGAGAUCAUGAGCACAGAGAGAGACUACAUCAAACACCUGAAGGACAUCUGUGAGGGCUACAUUAAACAGUGCCGUAAACGCACCGACAUGUUCACAGAGGAGCAGCUCAGGACCAUCUUCAGUAACAUCGACGAACUUUAUCGCUUCCAAAAGAAAUUUCUCAAAAUGAUGGAGAAAAAAUACAACAAAGAGCAACCACACCUGAGUGAGAUCGGCUCCUGCUUCCUGGACAACCAAACAGAGUUUCAGAUUUACUCAGAGUACUGUAACAACCACCCCAACGCCUGUGUCCAGCUCUCCAGGCUGAUGAAGAUGAAGAAGUAUGUGUUUUUCUUCGAGGCUUGUCGUCUGCUGCAGAAAAUGAUUGACAUCUCGCUCGAUGGCUUCCUGCUUACACCUGUUCAGAAGAUCUGCAAAUAUCCACUGCAGCUGGCAGAACUCCUCAAAUACACCAACCCUCAGCACAGGUCACACACACACACACACACACACACACACACACACACACACACACACACACACACACACGGGGUCAGUAGUAGUGAUGUGUCAUAUCUGUUGAUGUACAGAGAUUAUAAGGAUGUGGAAGCUGCUUUAAACGCCAUGAAGAACGUGGCUCAGCUGAUCAACGAGAGGAAACGUCGUCUGGAGAAUAUCGACAAAAUCGCUCAGUGGCAGAGUUCCAUCGAGGACUGGGAGGGUGAGGACGUUCUGAGUCGGAGCUCUGAUCUGAUUUUCUCAGGAGAUUUGACUAAAAUCUCUCAGCCUCAGGUCAAAGGUCAACAGCGCAUGUUCUUCCUGUUCGAUCAUCAGCUGGUCUUCUGUAAAAAGGAUCUGCUCCGGAGGGACAUCUUGUAUUAUAAAGGUCGCCUGGACAUGGACCAGGUGGAGGUGAUGGACGUAGAAGACGGUAAAGAUAAAGAUCUGAAUGUGACGGUGAAGAACGCGCUGAAGUUACUGUCUCCUGAUGGAGCUGAGAUUCAUCUCCUGUGUGCUAAAAAAUCGGAGCUGAAGCAGCGCUGGCUCCGAGCCUUCGCCGAAGAGAGACAUCAGGUCCAACACGACCGAGACACAGGAUUUUCCAUCACAGACGUGCAGAAGAAGCAGGCCAUGCAGAACGUGUCCAAACAUCCUCCAUCUGGGAAACCCAAAGCGGUGUCUCGUCCAUAUUACGACCUGCUGUUGCGUCAUAAACCAUCAUCGCUGCCCCAGCAGGUCAUCGUGCUCGCCGAACCCAAACGCAGAAACUUCUGGCACAACAUCGGCCGCCUGACGCCGUUCAAAAGUAAACCGUGAACCUGACGGGCCGCGACGCUCGCUUCACUUUACUACUAAUCAGUAAACUCGCCCAGACAGCAUGUGCACAUCCUGAGUUUAGCUGCAACAUACUGCCGUGUUUCCAGUGACAGUAAACGUAUCAUCUGUAUUUCAGCUCUGUCCUGAGGGCAGAAUCCUGACUCCCUGACUACUGAGUGUUUUACACAGGGAGCGUCGCAUGUGUCCUCCUCCUCGUGCCUGAAUUUGUGUUUUUGUUCAAUCAUAAUUUUUGUUUUAUGUUUCAAUGUGAAUGCACUUUAUGGGUCAGUUACAAUCGAGACCGAAACGUGAGACGGCCGUCUGCGUCUGGUUAGCGUGACGGCUAGGACCGCUAACACACAGCUAACGUGACUACUGCUGCACAUCAACACACUUCUGAACACAGAACUGGAUUUUCAUGUCAUUCGAUACUGUGUGUGUGAUGACACUGUUGUACUGAUGUUACACAUGGUUUUCACUACUGUUUCACUACUGUUUUUAUUUUUGAACUGAGUUUAUCCAGAAAUGAAUUGUACACAAACAUCCCCAUUUUAUUUCUGUCUGAAAUCUCACCGAUGCUUUCAGCUUUGUGCAUCUUCCUCAUUCGCAUAAUGACAUGAACUUGACAUGAACAUGAACUGCUGCAACAUGUUGCCAAAGUUCUUGGACUGUUUCGACCCGAACGAGUGACAUGGUGCUCGGUGUAAAUAGAAAUAAAGUGGUUUCACUGCUCAGUUAUAAUAAUAAAUAAACUGUUUAACGCCA